AGGAAGCGCGGUGCUGGUGAAGUUGCCGGAGGUGAAGCUGAACUUGAGGUGUGUGUUAUCUGUGUGUGAAACAUGGCUCAGACGUACACUAGUCAGCUGUGCGGUGGAACAGGUCACGUGAAGCUUGCAAACGCUGAGGUGCAGAAGAUCUGUGAUGAGAUAAAGCCGCAGGUGGAAGAGAAAGCUGGGAAAAAGUUUCAUGUUUUCAAAGCCACAGCAUUCAGCACUCAGACUGUAGCAGGAAAGAACUACUUCAUUAAGGUGCAGGUGGGUGAGAAUGAAUACAUGCACCUCCGAGUGUUCAGGUCUCUCCCCAGUGAUGGAUACAAACUCUCACUGCACAGUAUCCAGACCUCGAAAACUAGCCAUGACCCUAUAGAAUACUUCUAAGCCUCCACACACACACACACACACACACACACACACACACACACACACACACACAGAGCACUCCUUGAACAGCUGUGUUUAAAAACAAAAUAAAAUGUAUAAACUUGAAUUAUAGGGUGUAAUUAUUUUUUUCCCACCUGGUAUCUGAAUGGUGGUUUACUUUCUGGGAAAAAUGACUACAUGUUGAAAUGUGUUGUGGUGUGUUGUGGUGUGUUGUGUUGUGUUGUUUUGUGGUGUGUUAUGGUGUGGUGUGUUGUGUUGUGUUGUGUUGUUUUGUGGUGUGUUGUGGUGUGUUGUGGUGUGGUGUGUUGUGGUGUGGUGUGUUGUGUUGUGUUGUUUUGUGGUGUGGUGUGUUGUGGUGCGGUGUGUUGUGUUGUUUGUUGUCACCUGAGCUUAUUAGUUUGUUUAUAGAUGUUGGUGAGGAUCACACAACUGUUAUUUAAGCCCUGAUCAAUAAAAACAUACACAUACAAUUGAA
Pangasianodon hypophthalmus (striped catfish) is the source of this 868-nucleotide messenger RNA. RefSeq names its product cystatin-B. Gene Ontology annotation, cellular component: cytosol. Bases 73 to 390 code for a protein of 105 amino acids. Lineage: Eukaryota; Metazoa; Chordata; Actinopteri; Siluriformes; Pangasiidae. Gene Ontology annotation, molecular function: cysteine-type endopeptidase inhibitor activity. The record is from RefSeq and is a predicted model, not a curated record. The transcript has 3 exons.